UUUUUUUUUUUCUUUUUUUUUGUUUUUUAUGACUUGUACACGUUGUUAUGACCCUUUAACUAACGAUAACUUUCGUUCACUCGACCUUUAUCUUGCACCCAAAAGUUCAAAAGAUUCUCCUCUUGUUGUCUUUAUUCAUGGUGGUGCCUGGAGAACAGAAGAUAAGGCUGACUAUAAAGACCUUUGUCUUGGUUUUAACAAACGAGGGAUCUCGGUUGCUUCUGUCAAUUAUAGAUUGAGUUUGAAAGAACAUCCUGACGCUAUUCCUCAGGUACAACAUCCUGAUCAUAUCAUGGAUGUAGGUAAAGCUAUUGAAUACUUGUACAACACAAGUGAAGGUCAUUACAACCCCCACCAAAUCUAUAUUGUGGGCCAUUCUGCAGGCGCUCAUAUUGCACUGAUGCUCUUGUUAGACACAGUCUACCACCAAUACAUUGCAGGUGUGAUUGGUGUCUCUGGUAUUUAUGAUAUCCCUUUGUUGCUUAAGACAUUCCCUUCCUAUACAGAUUUUAUUGUACAGGCCUUUGGUGCUGAUCAAAGCAGGUUUCUUGAUGCAUCGCCUAUCAGUAAAACAUCGACUCAAUUGGGUCAUAAGCCUAUUAUUAUUGCACACAGUCCACAAGAUACGUUGAUUGAUCACCAACAACCAGAGUGCAUGGUGGCUCAUUUACAACAAUUUCAUCCCAAUGUAGUUUUAGACAUGACAUUAAAAGGAGAUCAUUAUGAGAUCAUGAAGACAGAGACGUUAGAACAAGUGGUGAAGCAAAUCAUACAGAAAUAAAUAGACGGUUUAUUCUAAAGAAUAUGACUCAUGUACGCCCAGUCUAACAAUAUAAAGAUGAAAGAGUACAAGCCAUCUUAUGGAGUACACAAGAACAAUCUACCUCUGUUUGGCUGAGUAGAAUAACUAUACCAUACACUAUUUUGAAAUACACGCUUUUUUAAUUGAACAAAUUAGGUUUAGAGACACUAUGACAACGUGUACCUGAAGAUACCAAUACUAAUAAUACACCAAGGCUAUUUCUAUGAUAUGCUUCUGAAUAGCCUCAAGAGAUAGACUCAUAAAGAAAUGCUUAUUACUUGUUAUAUUCAACGAUCUUAUUGUUAUUAAAUCUAUCCUGUCCAUAUACACACACUCACGGAGAUCAAGACAUAACUCCUCUCUAUGGAUUGAAUUUCCGCCAUGCUGUUAAGAUGAAAUGAAAUCAAAUUUUUUAAUUUUCUUUUUUUUUUUUUUU
This is a messenger RNA of Gilbertella persicaria, 1238 nucleotides long. RefSeq names its product Alpha/Beta hydrolase protein. The transcript has 2 exons. The record is from RefSeq and is a predicted model, not a curated record. NCBI's taxonomy places the organism in Eukaryota, Fungi, Mucoromycota, Mucoromycetes, Mucorales, Choanephoraceae. The coding region runs from base 29 to 781 and encodes 250 amino acids.